UAAUCGCGCGAGGAAAAUUAUGUAAAUCUAACGGCAGCUGUUACGCCGAUUAGCCAAUUCAACCGUCAAAGGCACGCAGUAGGGGCCCACUACUAACUAGGUCCGGCAACUCUGCGCUGAAGGAAGUGACAGAGCCUUAUUGAAUUCAAGUGGAUCCAGAUCCGAAUCUCCAAACAACCAACUUACAGAACCGAGCGACGAAGCUCGGUGGCGCUGCAGCAGAUCUACAAUCCUUCCGGUAUUGGAACCAGAAAUUGGCCGUUCAGUCCGAUAAAUCAAGCAUUUUGGAGCUCUGAUUAAUGGAGUCCAAUAAUGCGGCGGAGGAGAUGCCGACCGUCGGCAGCCUCCUUCCCCUUGCCUCUGUCUCCCAGCAACCCUACGUCUCCGAGCUCCUCUCCUUCACUCUCGAUCGCCUCCACAAGGAACCGGAGCUUCUUCGGGUCGAUGCGGAGAGAAUACAGAGGCAAAUGCAAGAGGUAGCAGUUGGCAAUUACCGAGCGUUUAUUGCUGCUGCCGACGCAUUGCUCGCGAUUCGUGACGAAGUGUCUUCAAUUGACAACCAUCUUGAAUCUCUGAUAGCUGAGGUCCCAAAAUUGACAUCUGGAUGCUCUGAAUUCGUUGAAUCUGCAGAAGAGAUUUUGGAAAAGAGGAAGAUGAACCAAAAAUUGCUGGCAAAUCACAGCACUUUGCUGGACUUGCUUGAAAUUCCUCAGUUAAUGGACACAUGCGUGAGAAAUGGAAAUUAUGAUGAAGCUCUUGAUUUAGAAGCAUAUGUUGGCAAACUUUCAACAAUGCACCCCAAAAUAUCUGUUAUUCAAGCACUGGCUGAAGAAGUUGGGCAGAUCACCAAAUCUCUUCUUUCUCAGCUUCUCCAAAAACUCCGUUCAAAUAUUCAGUUGCCAGAAUGUCUCCGCAUUAUUGGAUACUUACGUCGAAUAGGAGUAUUUAGUGAGUAUGAAAUGCGUUUGCAGUUUCUGAGAUGCAGGGAGGCAUGGCUUACUGGAAUUUUGGAGGAUCUGGACCAGAGAAAUGCUUAUGAGUACUUAAAAGGGAUGAUAAACUGUCACAGGAUGCAUCUAUUUGAUGUUGUUAAUCAGUAUCGAGCAAUAUUUGCUGAUGAUACAUCAGGAAGUGAAGAAAACUAUGACGGUGGGCUUCUCUUUAGCUGGGCAAUGCAUCAAAUCACCUCACACCUUAAGACACUAAAAGUCAUGCUUCCAAAGAUAACUGAAGGUGGAUCGCUAUCAAAUAUAUUGGAUCAGUGCAUGUAUUGCGCUAUGGGGCUUGGUUGGGUUGGGCUGGAUUUUAGGGGAUUGCUUCCUUCACUUUUUGAAGAGGCAGUUCUUAAUUUGUUCUCCAAAAAUAUGAGUACAGCAGUUGAGAAUUUUCAGUUGGUCUUGGAUUCACAUCGAUGGGUCCCUCUUCCAGCAGUUGGCUUUCCAGCAAAUAGUGUUGGUGAAGAUACUCAUGAGGAAGUGACACCGCCAUCUUAUCUGAUGGAGCAUCCACCUCUUGCUGUUUUUGUUAAUGGUGUUUCUGCGGCAAUGAAUGAGCUGCGCCCCUGCGCCCCACUAAGUUUGAAGCACGUGCUUGCUCAAGAAUUAAUCAAGGGGUUGCAGGCUGUUUCUGACUCUUUACUGGCAUACAAUACAACUCGUAUACUUAAAGAAAGUGAGUCUGGACUUUUCCUCUCGCUUUGCCGGGCAUUUAUUGAGGUUGCAUACCCGCAUUGUGCCACAUGCUUUGGUCGGUGUUACCCUGGUGGAUCUGCUAUUAUAAUGGAUGCAAAGAAUUUAUAUGAUGGAAUCGGCCGCCUAGUGAGGGUUUUUUCAUCUAGAGAAGUCCCAAAACCUGUUAAUAAUGGAGAGGAUAAAAGCAUAACAGAGAACGGUGACCUGCCUUCACAACCUUCGAAGGAAAAUGGGGUAGCUCCUGUUGAACAAACUGAAGAUGCCAAUGCGGAUGUAAUAGAAGAGAAAAGCCCCACUAUGCAGAACGAUGAAAAUCCUAGUGCCACUGUAUGAUCAAUUUGAUCUCCUCAACAGUCCCAGCUUAAUUUUGUAGGUCGCCCAUUCUUUCAUUUUCUUCUUUUUGAAAGAGUUAAAAAAAAAGAAAAAGAAAAAAAAAUUGAUUUUUCAUCAGGUGCUUGUAAUUAACAUGUUGAGUAACACAAAAGAAAAAUCCAUCUGAUUAAUAUUUUAUAGAAGCGAGAAGCAAUAUGAUUGUACAAGUGAAUAAUACUACUUCCAUUCAUGUAACAUCCUUGAUAACAAGUAAAACACUUGUAAUUGAUUA
Molecule: messenger RNA, 2295 nt
Organism: Ziziphus jujuba (common jujube)
Lineage: Eukaryota; Viridiplantae; Streptophyta; Magnoliopsida; Rosales; Rhamnaceae
Product: conserved oligomeric Golgi complex subunit 8
Exons: 12
Coding region: 300-2024 (574 amino acids)
Biological process (GO): intra-Golgi vesicle-mediated transport
Cellular component (GO): COG complex
Source: RefSeq, a predicted model, not a curated record